Parathielavia appendiculata is the source of this 2164-nucleotide messenger RNA. RefSeq names its product glycoside hydrolase family 5 protein. The record is from RefSeq and is a predicted model, not a curated record. Gene Ontology annotation, molecular function: beta-glucosidase activity. The transcript has 3 exons. Gene Ontology annotation, cellular component: cell surface; extracellular region. Gene Ontology annotation, biological process: glucan catabolic process. NCBI's taxonomy places the organism in Eukaryota, Fungi, Ascomycota, Sordariomycetes, Sordariales, Chaetomiaceae. The coding region runs from base 27 to 1697 and encodes 556 amino acids.
CAUGGAGUGGGUUGAGAGGCGGAUGGAUGGAGAGUGAUGAUAGUGUGGCCAGGGAGAAGGAGGGGUUGUGGAAGGGGCGGAAGAGGCCCUGGUAUAAGCAGAAGAAGAAGCUGUGGAUACUGAUUGGCGUGUGCACCGUGUUGCUGAUUAUCAUUAUCAUUGUGGCAGCUGUGGUGGUUCCUAAUUCUGGCUCUGGCGAGGAGAAGCGUGACGAGAGUAGCGGCAGCGACCAGAGUCGCCUCUCAGGGGUCCUAGUACCGAAUGGCGCCCCUUCCUGGCUGAACCCCUACGUCUGGCAAGACAUAGCCGACUUUAAUCUCACCUACACGAACGAGACAGUCGGAGAUAUGCCCAUCAUGGGCCUCAACCUAACCUGGGACGACUCGGCGAAAGCAAACGAGCAGGUGCCGGCGCUCAACGAGGCCUGGGGCGACUAUGCCAAGCGGCCAGCGCGGGGCGUCAACGUCGGCGGCUGGCUCUCCCUCGAACCGUUCAUCACGCCGUCACUCUUCAACUACGACCUCCGCAUGGGGAUCGUCGACGAGUACAGUCUCUGCAAGUACCUCGCCUCGCGCUGCGAGAGCGUCCUCGAGAAGCACUACGCGACAUUUGUGACCGAGGACACGUUCCGCCAAAUCCGAGAUGCGGGUCUCGACCACGUCCGCAUCCCUUUCUCGUACUGGGCGGUCCAAACGUACGACGGCGACCCGUAUCUCUUCCGUACGUCGUGGCGCUACCUCCUCCGCGCGAUCGAAUGGUGCCGGCGCUACGGACUCCGCGUCAACCUGGAUCUGCACGGCCUCCCGGGCAGCCAAAACGGGUGGAACCACAGCGGUCGGCUGGGCGCCAUCAACUGGCUCAAUGGCACCGACGGCGGCCUCAACGCGCAGCGGUCGCUCGAGAUCCACGAUCGCCUAUCCAAAUUCUUUGCCCAGCCGCGAUACAAGAACAUUAUCGCCUACUACGGCCUGGCGAACGAGCCCAAGAUGACAUAUCUCCCCGAAGACAAAGUCCUGCAGUGGACCUCUGACGCAUACGCCCUUGUGCGCAAGAACGGCGUGUCCAACGCCGCUGUCGUCUUUGGCGACGGCUUCCGCGGUCUGCACAAGUGGCAGGGCGAGCUCACCGGCCUCGACAAUGCCGCGCUCGACGUGCACCAGUACCUUAUCUUCAACACGGACCUGAUCGUCUUCAACCACUCCGCCAAGGUGCGCCACGCGUGCGAGGGAUGGACUGAGGAGACGUUGGAGAGCAUGGACCGCGCGACGGGGUUCGGCCCGACGCUCGUCGCCGAGUGGUCGCAGGCCGAUACGGAUUGUGCGAAGCAUCUGACGAAUGUCGGUUGGGGGAACAGGUGGACGGGGACGUACAUCACGCCGGACGGCAGCGGCGAUGUUACUACCCCGAGGUGUCCAACGAAGGACAACCGGUGCAGCUGCGACGCGGCGAACGCGCCGGCUGGCCAGUGGAGCGACUCGUACAAGCAGUUCCUGAAGAUGUUUGCUGAGGCGCAGAUGUCGAGCUUUGAGAAAGGGUGGGGGUGGUUUUAUUGGGUUUGGGAUACCGAGGAUGCACCGCAAUGGAGCUACAAAAAGGGGCUGGAGGCGGGAGUGUUACCGGCCAAGGCGUAUGAGAGGAGUUUUGACUGCGACCUGUCACAAAUUCCGAGCUUCUCGGAUUUACCGGAGACAUACUAGAAAGCGGGAGAUCCCCUGGCGACAUACAAAGGGGGGACAUAUUUAACUAUAGAUACUGCUCGGCGUUUCGGAGUUGUGGUUUGCCUGUGUGUUGGGAAGAAGGAUAGCAUCACUUCGAAGGUUGCAUGUAGUUGCAAUGGGCUGGGAACGAACGCAUAUAUCGACCGAGCUCGAGAUGCCGAUUUGGUUGUGGCAAACGAUGAGGUGUUGGACGCAUCAAGCUGUACUAGGCUAGUACUACUAGGAAGCUCUGUGGAUUUUCAUCACCAUCACGAUCAGCGAACCAGGCGGUAAACAUUUCAACAUACUUCAUACCAGUGCCGGAAUACUUGCAGAGCAGUCCUAUGAGAAAAGGAGGAGAUGAUUGUGCUCAAUAGGCAGGUUAGUUUUUCUCAACUGCACUCUUCCGUUUCAAAGAUGUCGAUCGCUUUGCAUUCUGUAUAGAGCCUUUAGCAAUUCCAACGUAA